CGACAUCGUCAAUAUACACGAAGGCGAUGCACUUCAGCUUAAUUGUACGGCAUCUAACGGAAUUCCAGAGGCAAAUAUUACAUGGUUCUUUGACAACAAGACACCAAAUUUCUACAGGGAUGAUAUUCCUAUUAUGAAUUCGACAGAAAGCAAGACCUUUGACAAUGAUGAUAAUACAAAAACUGUCACCAGCUGUCUUAAAUACAGUGUGACGAGGCAAAAUCAUCUAAUGGGAGUGUAUUGCAAUGCCAGUAAUAUGGAAAACGACCUCCUUUCUAGCAGAAAGAUUGCUCUGAAUGUUAUAUAUGUACCGGAAGGUGGCAUUUUGAUCGCAAAUAAUACUUACUUUAUGAUACGCAACUCGGAAACGAUCCAACAGCUGCAAUGCUCUGUGAUCGGUGGCAAUCCGCUAGCAAAUCUCUUUUGGACAUGCUACAAUGGAAAUCAAACUUACAGCAACCUCACAGACAGGGCAGUUAGUACUGUGACUUGGAAAGCUGGAUAUAAUACAGAGUCCACCUGCAGCUGUGCUGCUUCGCAUGAAAUGGACUGGUAUGAUGUGAAAAAUGUCACAGUGAAAGUCCUAUACCCACCGUUGGCACCUCUAUGCAAAGUUGGAAACUCCAAAAUUGCACCUGGAACUUUGAACGUUUCCUUGUCUUCCAAUCUUACUUUGAGCUGUAAUAGCGAAGCGAACCCAGAACCGAAUUAUUUUAGAUGGAGUUCUACAAGUGGAAAAACGACACCAGGCCCUAACUUGUCGAUGUCAUACGUUCAAGUUGAAGAUGGUGGAUCCUAUAUAUUGUCGAUACAAAACUCAAUGUUGCCAAGUGUUGGAAAUCGACAGAAUGGAAUGAGAAAUGAUACGUUCAAAAUCAAUGUUCACUGUAAGCAGUUUGAUUGGUUACUGAUAUUGAAAUUUGUAGCUUUAGAAGCAUAA
Mya arenaria is the source of this 940-nucleotide messenger RNA. RefSeq lists its product as uncharacterized. The record is from RefSeq and is a predicted model, not a curated record. The transcript has 3 exons. NCBI's taxonomy places the organism in Eukaryota, Metazoa, Mollusca, Bivalvia, Myida, Myidae. The coding region runs from base 134 to 940 and encodes 268 amino acids.